UUCAAACAUGGAAGGUUCAGGAUUUAUGAAUACACAGACCUAUCAACCACCUCAUGGCGCUUUACCUUGGCAGAAUGAAGGUAUGAAUUUCAAUGACAUGCCCACAUGCAGAGAUAUUCCAAUGCAGUCUCAAACCUUGAAUCAGAUCAGUUUUGAAGCUCAUAAAGAUCAGCUCACAGAACAAAUAAGGUUUGUAGCAGAGACAUAUUGAAUCUGUGCUCCAGAGAGUAAGUAGAGAUUAACACUCCUGAAAUUUCACCUUGAUAUGCUCCAUUAUUUCUCUAGAAUAAAUUGAUGAAAUCCUAGUGCAACUUACUGGAGGAUAUCUUCCUCCUCUUCAAAUUCAUAAUUUUUCGAAUUUGAUAAGCAAUGUAUGCUAAGCAUUGUUCUUUUCGCUUGUUAACUCUUUUUAUAAUACAAAGAAUGCUUAAUGUUGAGCAGAUUUACUCCCAGCCAAAAAAUCUGAAUGAAGCAAUGAGGGCCAACACUAUGGGCUUCUAUUCUAGAAAUGAAGAAGAGAAAUAUGCUUCUAGAUAUCAUUACGACCAUCAUAAUUCAUGGAAAACAAGGAACAUUAUUCAGAACCAGACUUCAAAGACGAACGUAGAUAACCUGAAGGCCUUGGAAGGAUAUCCUUACUCAAGCUUUGUCCAGCCAAAUGAUAAGAAUGGAAAGAUGGUUAUGGUUUACAAGUGAGACUUUCAUAAAUGCAACAAAACUUUCAUGAGGACUUGGAACUUACUAGACCACAUUAGAAUGCAUUAUGGAGUGAGACCCUUCGUCUGUAAAUUCUGCGGGAAAGGAUUUACCCAGAAGGGAAAUAUGAGAAAGCAUUUAAUUCAGCAUGAGAAGCCUCAACUUAGCAAUAGGAAAAAGUUCAAAUGCGAAUAUUGAAACAGCAGCUUUACUGAAAGAUAUAACUAUAGGACUCAUCUUGAGAAGAAGCAUGGAAUCGUGCAAAAGAACCAAAAGUCUUCAGGAGCUUCACAGAAUUCAUACCUAUAUAAUCCUUAAAUAAAAUUUUGGUUAAAA
Messenger RNA from Moneuplotes crassus, 1032 nucleotides. The record is from the annotation of a GenBank genome assembly. Lineage: Eukaryota; Ciliophora; Spirotrichea; Euplotida; Euplotidae.